AUGGACAUUAUCAUUAUCGCCACAACAAUAAUAACGACGGCAUUUGGAACAAACAACGACAUUUACAAUAACAAGAAUAACAAAAUUUGCAACAAUAACAAGAACAACGAUAUUUAUAACAAUAACAUAUUUCCAACAAUAACGACAACAUUUGCAACAACAACAACGACAUUUGCAGUAAUAACAAGAACAACAAAAUUUGCAACAAUAACACAUUUACAACAGCAACGACAACAUUUGCAACAAAAACAACAGCAACAACAACAACAAUAUUUGCAACACCAACAACAUUUGUAA
Molecule: messenger RNA, 297 nt
Organism: Loa loa (African eye worm)
Lineage: Eukaryota; Metazoa; Nematoda; Chromadorea; Rhabditida; Onchocercidae
Exons: 1
Coding region: 1-297 (98 amino acids)
Source: RefSeq, a predicted model, not a curated record